CUUUCACAAAAUAUAAAUAUACAAAAGAAACUAAAAAAAAAUGAAUAUAUAACAAAUGUAUAUUGUAUUACUGACAAACAAUAUAAAAACACUAUAACAAACUGAAAUGAACAAUGUGAUCUUUAUAGAGGUAGACAAAAGGGCAGUGGGACACAAUUAGCUCUCGUCUUGUGCGUGCCCUCAAGGCUCCUAAAAUGGAUUUACGUGGUUCCGCUCAAGGCACGUGACAGUCUUUCCAAACUGGCAGGUCACCACAGCGCAUGCGCGGAUGCUGUAGCAGGUUAGUUACACGAGUUUAUUUUCAGCCUUUUUCUUGGAGCCGAUGGUGUAAACUGAGCGUGGUGAAGUCUUGUGCUUUAUUACAAUGAUCUCCCUGGACCCUUGGCAUUAAACCCUAAGAGGAAAAGUGCCCGGAGCACCGAAGUUUGGACAUUUAACGGUGACAUGUGAAAUGUUGCUGCGUGGUUUGUCGGUUUUUCCAGGCGGCGACGGACAGACCAAGCCAGGCUAGUUUAAGCUAGUUUAGCUGCCAGCCAAGCAGCUCGGAUAUCCAUCGUUAACCUCUCUGCUUGCUGGGCGUGUUGCAGUAUCCAAGCAGCGUUUAUUUACAGGUUGUAAACUGUAAUAUAAUCUAAGGAUUCAUAACCAGGCUGCUCGAGUGUGCACGCAGGACGUCGGGGGAAGCUAAUGCUAGCUACUGCUGUGGACAGGUCCCCUAAAGCGAGUGACAUACACCAUAAGACUCCUUUUACAUCCAUAUUGACUGUUAAAGCAGUGCUGAUAUAUGCUAACUGUUAGCUAGCAGCUCACGUCGCACUACAGCAGUCACAUAGUUGUGGCUGACAUGGCAUCCAGCGGGUACUCUGACCUGAGGGAGAAGCUGAAAUCCAUGACCCCACACAGGGAGGAGAUCAAUAAUAAAUUCGUGGACGGGAUGAGUAAUGGCAGCAGUGGAAAAGCUCGAAAACGUAAGAUCCGAGAGUCCGACGACGAUGAGUUUGAGCACAGCGAUGACUGCGCGGAGAACAUGGAGCAGGAGGCCAGCCGGGUGAAGAGCAGCAUCCUGCAGGAGAGCAUCUUCAGCCCGGAGGAGUGCGCCCUCAUCGAGGAGAAGAUCGACGACGUGGUGACCAGAGGAGAGGCUGGACUUUACCGGGAGCACACCGUGGACCGGGCGCCCCUCCGUAACAAGUACUUCUUCGGGGAGGGCUACACUUACGGAUCGCAGCUGGAGAAGCGUGGCCCGGGCCAGGAGAAGCUGUACCGCAAAGGAGAGGUGGACGAGAUCCCGAGCUGGGUGCACGACCUGGUGAUCAAGCGCCUGGUGUCCAGAGGAGUGGUCCCGGAAGGGUUUGUCAACAGCGCAGUCAUCAAUGAUUAUCAACCAGGAGGCUGCAUUGUGUCGCACGUGGAUCCUCAGCACAUCUUUGCACGACCCAUCGUGUCCGUGUCCUUCUUCAGUGACAGCGCGCUGUGCUUCGGGUGCCGCUUCCAGUUCAAACCCAUCCGGGUGUCGGAGCCGGUGUUUGUCCUGCCCGUGAGGAGGGGGAGUGUCACGGUCCUCAGUGGUUAUGCAGCUGAUGAUAUCACCCACUGCAUCCGACCCCAAGACAUCAAGGAGCGGCGUGCAGUGAUCAUCCUAAGAAAGACCAGACCUGACGCUCCUCGAGUCGACUCUGGCAGCCCUAUCAGCGCUUCUCCUGCAGAGAGACCCACUCUGAAAGCCAAACGCACUCAUCGCAGAGCAACAUCAAGUGCUGCUCACAGGCCGAGGGUACUGGAGAUGGACAAAGAGGAGAACAGACAUCCGUCAAACUCCCGUAGUCGUCGUCACAGCAUCAGCUCAGAGAACUACUGGAAACGUGGACAAGACUCCGAAAAACCCCGGGAGAGCUCAGGACGCAAAGUCAAGAUGAGACGCCACUAAGCACUUCUCAUCACACAUGUAAACAUAUAAAUAUACCCUUUCUUUAUGCAUUUCAAUAUUGUAAUCUUUUUUGACUAGUCAUCAUUUUCUUGCUCUAGUUUAUGUCUGGCACAAGGAGCACAGUCAUCAUGGUGUCUGUUUUGAUUUGAGUCCGGGUCAGUCUGAGUGCAUUAUUUGUUUCUUGCAGACAAGCAAAACAAGUCUGUCUACUGCACAGUUCAGAACCUGAAGUAACUACACUACAUUACACUAAGGCUCUGUUGUUAAAUUCCCUUUAAUCAAACUUUUCUUGUUUCUAUGUCCACAAAUAUUUCAGAAUGGCAUGUAUUUUUUGUAACCAAGAUGUACAGACCACAAGAGCUAAAGAAAAGAUGUAUGUAUGGACUUGUACAAAAGGAACCCUGCGCUGUAAUCUAACUUGUUAUAAUGUACAAUACAAUUGUAUAGCCUUUGAUUUGGGGAACUUUUAUGCAGAAACAAACUUCCAACUUUUGCACCUACAUUUCUGAUCCUCACCCUUAAUGUGCCAUCCCAGACCUUUGUUCACUUCGGCCUCCCUGUCACAGUUUAAUUUACAAAACACCUGGCAGAUGUGCAGCCAUGCUGUUCUGUGUUAUGAUUUGAUUCAGCUGUAUGUCUCCUCUUGGUGGAGGUCACAAUAUGGUGCAUCGACUGAACUGAUGUUUAAUUGAGUGAUGAAAACCUCAGGGUUUGUUUUGGGCUCCUGUUUCAGUUUGAAGUUGCUUUACCUUGUAUAGUGACAGAGGCCAUGUUAUUGCUGUUCUGUGUUAAAUCAAAAAUGUUCCUCAAUUCAAUUGGGUGAUAUUUGGGUCAGACAGAACAAAACCAACUUGUUUAACUUGUGUCUGAACACAAGAAUGAGAAGGAAACUUCCAGAAUAAUUGAUCCUUCCAAUUUGCUUUGUAAACAAAGAUUUACAAAAAAUGACUUGCUGACUGCUCGGCUAGUCUGGGGUUACACAUGGACAAAAGAUAUCCCUCAUUCAUAGAAGAAAAUGACUCUUAAAGCAGGGUGUGGUGUCUUAAUGCUAUUCAGAAGCUAAGCUACAGUUGUGAACUUAAUAUUAGCAAAUGUAUACUUAGUAGUCUGCAAGAGCAUCUCCACAGAUUUGGUUUGCUAUUCAUUAAAGGAAUAAUUCACUCCCAAAAUCAUAAUUUAUAUAUCAAUUAAUCACUACCAGUUGUCCUGAAUUUGUGAAGAAAAUAAAUGUCUUCCUGCAUGACUUCAGUGUGAGUGAAGAACCCACAAAUUGAGGAAAUUCUUGAUGGAUUGUAUAAAUUGGGAAGCUCCGCUAAAGAACAAUGAAACUUAAAAAACAUCCAUCAUUUCCAUUUUUGCCAAACCUUUCCCAAUUAAAUCAGGUCCACAUAAAGUGCAUUCGAAAGUUCAAAUAACUACCCAAUCGUUGUUUGUCUCCACUUUUCUCAAUUAGUAAAUAAUUUAUUUUUUUCCUUUUCUGUUCAAGUUUUGGAAGUUGGGAACCAGUGGUUAGAAAGGGCCCAGCUUUGUUGAACUAAUACAUCAUAUUAAAGCUGUAGCGAUUGACAGAGAUAAACAUUUAUAACUAUAUUUUUGCAAUUUUAAAGGACGAUUAAGAUCGAUUAAUCUAAAAAGAAUAUGCCUGAUUAAUUGAUGAUGAAAGUAAUCAUUAGUUGCAGUGUAUACUGUAUAUUUUAUUUUGCAUGUUUUAAAGUUUCCUUCCCACUUUGUGCUCAUAUCGUCUUCAAAUCAAUCAGGGUCUUCAUACACGAAAAAGAAGAAUUUCAAAGAGCAGUGGCCUCAUACUGUAGACCCUCUUUGCUGAAUUGAAUCAAACGACAGGAUUGAACAAAUAGUGCAUUUUGUUGUCAUCCUAUUCGACCCCUUUCAACAGGACAGUUCACUGGUUUAGAGGAGUUUCACUGUCAUCAUUUUAAACACAUUUUGGCAUUGGUAAAGUUUUUUUAUCGAUCAAUGUUUAUUUACUUUUCUUGGAUCAUAUUAUUUAAGUUAAGACAAAGGGUAAACAAGUUUGGACUUUUUGCAAUUCAAUUUCUGUAUUCCUCUUAUAUCUCCUGAAUUGUUAAAUAAGUUUGUAUAUUAUGCAUCCUCGAUAUUUCCAGAGAGUUAUUUAUAAUUCAAUAAAGAAAAUAUGUCAAAUGUA
Messenger RNA from Trematomus bernacchii (emerald rockcod), 4091 nucleotides. RefSeq names its product alkB homolog 5, RNA demethylase (gene alkbh5). Gene Ontology annotation, cellular component: nucleus. The coding region runs from base 845 to 1927 and encodes 360 amino acids. Gene Ontology annotation, biological process: mRNA processing; mRNA export from nucleus. NCBI's taxonomy places the organism in Eukaryota, Metazoa, Chordata, Actinopteri, Perciformes, Nototheniidae. The transcript has 4 exons. The record is from RefSeq and is a predicted model, not a curated record. Gene Ontology annotation, molecular function: oxidative RNA demethylase activity.